GCGACCAGUCGCCGCCCCCUUCGAGCUCACCACCCCGGGCGGUGUCCCCGAAGUCGCCCCCGGCCUCUUUUACUUCCACCGCCCCGGUCUCGGCUCCAGGCGGGGGGCUGUUCUCCUGGGUGCGGGAACGGGGUCUGGGCCAUGGGGGCCGCUGCGUGGAGCCGGCGAGGGACACUUUCCGUGCCAUGACGAGGCUCUAUGGUGCUAUUCAGCCCGCCGAUUCUGUGUCCCCCAUCACCCGCACCCACGGCGCCGUUUUCAACCUGGAGUACUCCCCUGGCGGAUCAGUGCUAACUGUUGCUUGUGAACAGACAGAAGUCCUGCUGUUUGAUCCUAUCUCUUCAAAGCACAUCAAAACCCUUUCCACUGCUCAUGAGGACUGUGUAAAUAACAUCAGGUUUCUUGAUAACAGAUUGUUUGCAACUUGCUCUGAUGAUACUACCGUAGCACUAUGGGAUCUGAGGAAGCUAGAUUCAAAAGUGUGCACUUUACAUGGUCACACCAGCUGGGUGAAGAAUAUUGAAUAUGAUACUAACACAAGAUUGCUAGUAACAUCGGGAUUUGAUGGAAAUGUCAUCAUUUGGGAUACCAACAGGUGCACAGAAGAUGGCUGUCCUCACAAGAAGUUCUUUCACACCCGCUUUCUCAUGCGCAUGAGAUUGACUCCAGACUGCUCCAAAAUGCUGAUCUCCACUUCUUCUGGAUAUCUGCUGAUCUUGCAUGAUCUCGACUUGACCAAAUCUUUAGAAGUUGUCAGUUAUCCCAUUCUGAGAGCCAGGAGAACCACAUCAAAUUCUGAUCUGGCAUCCGUCACUUCACCUGGUCCUAGAAGUGCUGAAUCACCAGGACACCAAGGAGAUUCAGGCCCACGUACUGAGAAACAUACAGUACGAGUAACCCAACGAGAAGGUGGUUCUCCACGUAAUAGUCUUGAGGUUUUAACCCCAGAGGUUCCUGGUGAGAGGGAUCGGGGAAACUGCAUUACAUCACUGCAGCUCCAUCCCAAAGGAUGGGCGACACUUCUUCGAUGUUCAAGUAACACUGAUGAUCAGGAGUGGACCUGUGUUUAUGAAUUCCAAGAAGGAGCACCAGUGCGGCCAGUUUCCCCUCGCUGUUCCCUCAGAUUGACUCAUUGCAUCGAAGAAGCCAAUGUAGGCCAGGGCUAUAUUAAAGAACUCUGUUUCAGCCCAGAUGGUCGAAUGAUCUCCUCCCCACAUGGCUAUGGAAUCCGUUUGUUGGGAUUUGACACCCAGUGCAGCGAACUGAUUGACUGCUUGCCCAAAGAAGCUGCCCCCUUGCAGGAGAUCCGCUCACUCUACUCGCAUGGCGAUGUGGUUCUGACUACCAAGUUCUCUCCAACACAUUGUCAGAUUGCCUCUGGGUGCCUUAGUGGUCGUGUUUCUUUAUAUCAGCCAAAGUUCUAGGCUCCCCUUGCCUUCAAAGGAACAUCUCUGUGUUUUUUUAAUUACUUCAGUUUAGUUGGAGUGUUUGCUUUUUUAAACAAGUCUUGUAAAUUUGGACAAGUACAGAGUUAAUAUUGGACUUAAAACUGAUCCCAAGUCCAGUCCUUUAUGUGUGCUGUGACUGAAUUUGCACAUUAGAACUUUUGUGUACACUAUAUCUCUCCACUCCUGAUAAUUCCAUCCGUAUUUAGAGGUAGCUUGGUAGCACUUGUAAACCUUGUUUUUUCUGUGUGUCUCUUUGUGCAAGAUGUUGGAUGGGCUUGAAAGGAGGGAAAACAACCAGCUAAAACCUGUCUGCUGCUUUGUAUCAAAGGAGUGGAGAUUAGCUCACUUUGAUUCUUUGAUUUCUGGAUUUUGCUGUGUAUUUUUUCCUAAGUAAUAGAGCACUUUCUUGCACAUUAGACUAAGUAUAGCCAGCAUUUACAUUAUUAUUUUUGUGAACAACUAAAUAGACUGUUAUCGUUACUUUUUUGUAUUUUUCUGCUGUGGUUCAGUUUGUAGGCUGGUACUCUUUAAGAACUGUGCAGUGUUAUCACUCUGUGCUCCCACACACAAACCUCUCUCAUCUAGGCCCCUCCAUGACUUGCUGGAGAAAGUUUAUUGAACUGAAUAACAACAUUUUUUCUUUCACAAAUCUCUAUUAAAGGAACAUCUGUUAAGUUAUUGGACAUAGAUUGGAGAAUGGAGUAUGAGCCCAACCAUAUAUAUAUAUAUAUUUACAAUCCAGCAGGAAACUACGCCACAAACCUCAGUGAAGUAAGCAGCAGCUUGUAAGCAAACAAACCAUGGUGGAUCUUUAAGCUUCUGUUCAUUUAAAAGAAAGAGGCUGGUGCUGGGGAACAUCCUGAGGCUUUGGGUCCUUUCUCGUGAUGGGUUUCAUCGCAACAAAGGACUUUGAAAUUGAAUAAAAAUUUUUUUUCAAUAUCAGUUUUUAAAUGAAUGCUGCUCAGUGCUGCAGUUAUGUUUGCAACCUGAUUAAGGCUAGUUGGCUUUUGAUGUGCCUUGCAAGCCUCCACAGGUAAGCUAUAGCAUGUGAAAAAUAAAUCCUUAGUGUGCACACCUUAGACCAUAUGUUGCAAGAUUUUGUGUGUGUGUGUGUGUGUGUGUGUGUGUGUGUGUGUGUGUAU
Messenger RNA from Thamnophis sirtalis, 2590 nucleotides. RefSeq names its product DDB1 and CUL4 associated factor 10 (gene DCAF10). The record is from RefSeq and is a predicted model, not a curated record. NCBI's taxonomy places the organism in Eukaryota, Metazoa, Chordata, Lepidosauria, Squamata, Natricidae. Gene Ontology annotation, molecular function: protein binding. Gene Ontology annotation, cellular component: Cul4-RING E3 ubiquitin ligase complex.